AUGGCGAACAAUCCUCAGCAAAUGUGGAAGCAGUUGCAGCAGAUGGCUGAGAAGACUCGAAAAUCCGGAGGAGGCGGGCCAAGUCCAAGGGGAGCUGCGGGAGGGCUCGUGGGUCUUGUAAUCCUCGGUGGUGUCGCGAUGGUCGGAAGCAAUGCACUUUUCAACGUCGAUGGUGGUCACAGAGCGAUCAAAUAUACCAGACUCGGUGGUGUUGGCAAGGAAAUAUACUCUGAAGGAACUCACAUCAAGAUUCCAUGGUUCGAGACGCCAAUAGAUUACGAUGUUCGAGCGAAACCGAGAAAUGUUGCCUCCCUCACCGGUACCAAGGAUCUUCAGAUGGUUAACAUUACCUGCCGUGUGCUGUCAAGACCGAGAGUGGAUGCUCUUCCUCAAAUAUACCGAACAUUGGGCACAGACUACGACGAGAGAGUUUUGCCUUCGAUUGUAAAUGAGGUUUUGAAGAGUGUGGUUGCUCAGUUCAACGCUAGUCAACUGAUUACACAGCGUGAGAAUGUUGCAAGAUUGGUCAGGGAGAAUCUAUCAAAGCGGGCGGCGAGAUUCAACAUCAUGUUGGAUGAUGUUUCAUUAACACAUCUCGCAUUCUCGCCAGAAUUUACCGCUGCCGUCGAAGCCAAACAAGUCGCACAGCAAGAAGCACAACGUGCUGCAUUCGUCGUUGACAAAGCCCGUCAGGAAAAGCAAGCUAUGGUUGUUCGAGCCCAGGGAGAAGCACGAUCUGCCGAGCUUAUUGGAGACGCCAUCAAGAAGAGUCGAUCAUAUGUGGAUUUGAAGAGAAUCGAAAAUGCCAGAGCUAUUGCCACAAUUCUACAUGAGGCUGGAGGACGAAACAAGCUUUACCUAGAUUCGGAAGGCUUGGGAUUGAAUGUUGUGGAGGGAUACGAGGACAAAAGCAAAAAGUAA
Molecule: messenger RNA, 921 nt
Organism: Glarea lozoyensis ATCC 20868
Lineage: Eukaryota; Fungi; Ascomycota; Leotiomycetes; Helotiales; Helotiaceae
Product: Band 7/SPFH
Exons: 3
Coding region: 1-921 (306 amino acids)
Biological process (GO): mitochondrion organization
Cellular component (GO): mitochondrion; membrane
Source: RefSeq, a predicted model, not a curated record